AUGGCCAAAGGUCGUGGUCGCCGCGGCCAAAAUAGAGCUAGCCGGGGCUCUAGCCAAACCUCAACUCAAGAGAUUCCCUUGGAUGACGUGGAUGCCUUCCAUGCCCAGCGGGACAAAAUUCUGCUGGACGAAGAUGCUGCCUCUGACGAUCUAGAUGAUAUCACCGACUCACAGACCCGUGAAGUGCUUGGUCUUGCGGAUGACGACGACAACGAAGAAGACGAGGAGGAAGACAAUGAAGACGAAGUAAAUGAAGACGAAGAAGAAGAGGAGGGAGAGGAGGAUCGUGAUCUGGAUCGCUACCGCACCAUGAUUCUUCCGCCCAGUGUGACGGAGGCUUCGCUGCACCGAAAAGCCCCUCGAGACGCCGCGCAUGAAGAGCAAGAUGAUCCAUAUGCCGAGAAUGAGGACGAAGAAGAUCUCGAGCUUGGCUGGGGUGCGAACAAGCGCGCCUACUACAGCGGCAACACGGAUAAGGACAUGGAGUCCGAUUCGGACAUGGACGAAGAAAAAGCCCAUGAGCUCGAGACCAACGAGGCGAUUCGUCUUCAGCGUCUAAGUCGUGUUGAUAUGGAUGAUGCUGAGUUUGGUCUUGAUACAAUCGAUGCCGAAGAAGCCCAGAUCCAGGCGGAUGAGCAGAGCGACGCUGCCAGGGCUCGGCGGCGUCGUGAGCUCGACGACGAAGGCGAUCAGACGGCGCCCCCCGAAGAAUCUCCCGAAACACUGCAACAGAUCCUGCGGAUGCGGGCACCCAUUGUUUUAGCGUUGGUGGACGAAUUUCCCGAGGCCCUUCGGCAGCAGGCGGAGGCCAAAGCCUACGUGGAUGCGUAUGUGUUGUUUGCUAACCGCAGUAUCACGGCCAAAGGCGAGCGCCAAUUAGCUGAGAUUGCUCACUUGUAUUAUCAGACGUUGUCGUCCUAUACUACGCUUCUUGCGUUUUUCUUCCAACUCGCGUGCCAGGCCACGCUACUCUCCGACUUGGACGCAAUCCUUGCUCACCCCGUUCUGGAGCGCCUAUCGCACUUCAAGCGUGCCUUGGUGGAGAUGAAGCAGCUGGGUCUGUUUGAUCCCCGCGAGGAUGACGAUGACGAGCCGGAAGCGAGCUUGAUGGGUCCUGCGACGGAGGAGGAUAUGGAGGAGUAUGAGCAGCUUGGUGAUCUGGAGCCCAACGAGCUAGAGGAUCUGUUGGCGGACGAAAAGGAAAACUACACGAUGGAGGAGCCUGCUCGGUCUGCCCCCCCGAAGAAGGCUCCGAAGAAGAACAAGUCGGCAGGAUCGGAGCCAGCCGCGCCUGGGCCAGCCGCCCCCUUGUCGAGCGUUGCGCAUGUGCGCUCUGAGGUGCCGAGUCGUCCUGCGCGUGUGUCGUCGCUGGCCAUGCCGCUUGAGGAGGCAGACGCCUAUGGUGAGCCGACGCAGAUGCGCGAGACGGAACGAAAGGACAAGGCAGCGCGCCAGCGUGCAGUGCAGUUCCAUGCGACCGGUGUGGAUCCUACGCCGUCGGCAAAGCAGCGGUCGCUGGAUGGCGAUGCCGAUAUCCCGUACCGCGAUCGGCGUCAAAUCCGCGAGGCGGUUGCGACGGCCAAGGCGAACCGGGCCGCCAAAGCCAAGCCGUCUGCGCCGCCGACGCUGGAGCCGUUGGAAGAGUGGGGAGAGAGUGACUGGCAGGCACGAGACGAAGUUAUGGGUGAUGGCAAUGAUGACGCCGACACUGAUGCCGAGGCGGACGCGGCGUAUUACGACCUGGUCAGCUCUCGUAAGCGCCUGCGCAAGCAGGCGGACAAGGCCGCGUAUGACCAGCGCCGCCUUGACGAGCGUGUGUGGGACGACGAGAAGCUGGCGCCAGGCGAGCACCGCACGAUCGACUACACGAUCGAGAAGAACAAGGGCCUGACGCCGCAUCGCCCCAAGAAUGUGCGUAACCCCCGCGUGAAGCGCCGCAUGCGUUACGACCGUGCGAAGAAGCGCCUCUCCAGUACGCGGGCUGUAUACAAGGGUGGUCAGAGCGCCCUACAGGGCGGCUACAGCGGCGAAAAGUCGGGUAUCUCUACCCACCUCGUCAAGAGUCGUAAACUGGGUAGCUAA
Messenger RNA from Malassezia sympodialis ATCC 42132, 2082 nucleotides. RefSeq lists its product as uncharacterized. The record is from RefSeq and is a predicted model, not a curated record. Lineage: Eukaryota; Fungi; Basidiomycota; Malasseziomycetes; Malasseziales; Malasseziaceae. Gene Ontology annotation, cellular component: nucleolus; small-subunit processome. The transcript has a single exon. The coding region runs from base 1 to 2082 and encodes 693 amino acids. Gene Ontology annotation, biological process: maturation of SSU-rRNA from tricistronic rRNA transcript (SSU-rRNA, 5.8S rRNA, LSU-rRNA).